CACGUGCUUACAUCGCAACUAAAAAACAACGGUUCUGGUUUGGAGCAGUGUAAAAGAAAAAAAUCGUCAGAGAGAUAAAUCAAAUUAAUCAAUUUCCAGUGUAAGUGGACUAUCUGUUAACCUUGGCGAAAGAGUGGCACUUCUUUAACAGCGAACGGCGAUUCUAAACAUAAUUAAAUGAACAGAAACUUAAGUUUUCUUGACUAUUAGCACUUACGUCAUAAACGAAUCCUGUCCAACACCUUGACGGAAACACAUCUAUACCACAUUAUUUUUGGUUGAUCAUAAAAUACGAGUUUUCACCGAAAAGAGGGUGUUGAUGGUUCAUAGAAAUUUGACAAAGGAACUAUGAAGAUUAUAUAAACUCUCCAUUGACAGAAAUUGAAAAGGACUAGAAGUUUCAUCACCAGGUGCAUAUAUAUACUUACAUCACUGUAUCGAUUCUAGUGGUUAUGCGAGGGGCAGUCCGGACCAUGAAACACAUGAUCGUUUCUACACGACGGGCGUCUUCACCGAUCAGGAACCGAAAUGUGAUGGCUCAGAGGGUGCAGAGAUCUUACAGUGUUAAUGACAUAGAACUGACAGAGGAUCAAAGACAAGACUUACAACAAGCCUUUGGAAUGUUUAAGACGUCACGAAAGGGUAAAAUAUCUGCACGAGACUUGGGUCCCAUGUUACGUUGUUUGGGAUGGAAUCCAUCAGAACGAGAUCUUGAGGAGGCAAGACAAGAACUUGAUGUCAGUGCUAGCGGGCGAAUUACAUAUGCUGAUGUAGAGAAAUAUGUCUCUCGUCAUGGGGGAAUUUGUCAUCGGACAGAGGAAGAAGAGGAGGAUGUAUUAGGGGCAUUUAAGGUCCUUGAUAAACUCGGAACUGGUAAAAUCCCAGUCAAGGACUUCCGGAGGUAUCUCACGACUAUGGGAGACAAGAUGGCGCCGGACGAAGUUGAAGAAAUAAUUCGAUUUGCAAAGAAGGACAGCAGAGGAUAUAUCGAAUAUCGAGAUCUCAUUAAAGAUCUCCAUUCCGAUCCCUGAUGUUGAUGAUGUCUAGAUGUGACCCCCAUUCAUUUCCGAUACUUUUCCGGUAUAUGAUGUCGGUUCCUGCGCAUGCCCUAAAGCACUUCCAUUUAGUAGUCUAUGAAAGUCGUCGAAAGUGGACUCGCAUGUGAAAAGACGACACUGCGGUGAAAGCAGUAUGCCUGCAGUUGUGAGGUUGUCUAUUGCCGAGAAACCUGUAUUUGUAACGCAAACUCUGUAUCUGUGAAAUGUCUAACAUAUAUUAUGAAUUAAUAUAUUAAUACAAAUUAUUUUCUACAGUAUAUGGAUGGCGAAUAUCACUUUUGACAACUAUACGAGAUCCAAUCCAAUUCAAUCCAAUUGCAUAUCAAUAAUAUAUGCUGAAAUGAAUCUGGUUACGAUUGAAACUUCACUGAUGUUAACUGCCGAAACAUGAUGUUUAGAUGUACAUAUGUUGUAAAUAGUAAAUAUGAAGAAUAUGAAAAAAAGAAAAUGAGCUAGUUAAAUUACCUUAAUUGCCUAAUUAAAUAAUGAACAUAUGUGUAUUUGGUAAUGUUUCCUUAAUCUGUCAAAGUUUUUUCUGUGAUGACUGAGUAUUUUAUUAAGACACUGAGCAUAACUGUUUAUACAAAAAAUGUUAAAUAAUGUCUAUACAAUAUAUAAUAUUAUAUAAUACUAUUUAAAUAUUUAUAUUUCCAGUUUCAGGAUUGUUUAUCAAAUGUUAAGUAUUUUUACUCUUUUAGUCUUUGUUUAACCUUGAUAAUUAACAUAUAAAACACUUGCAAAGUAAUACAACGUUUUUGUCGGUGUAAAUGUAACCAUUUAAUUUUUAAAGAGAACUUUUAAAAUGUCGAACGGAAGCGAUGUUUAUAAGAACAUGAUUAAAAGAACUAACCUUUUUCAACCGUUCUUUUUGUUAGUCUGUCACAGGGCAUUUUACCUCUGUGAACCCCGAGAUUUUGUAAAGGGGAACAAUAUCGCUCACUUUUUCUACAGUAAAAAAAUAUCAAUUGCAAUCAAUAAAUACGUUACUAAAGAAAACAAAAAUAGUUUAAAGUGUAUUACUAUUGAGAAUUCUUCCUAGACAAUGUUGUAAAAUGUCAUUCAAAAUCGUUUUUCCGAAGUCAAUUAAUGAAUUUAUAAGUAGCGAUCAACGAAUUGUACUGUGUAUUGUAAAAAUAGAAGUGUAAUGAUAUAAUAUAUCAUCGCGUUAUAUAUGUAUAUAUAUACAUAUCAUUAUAUAACAUAUCGGUACAAUCAUAAAUACAUGUAUAACAUUAUUGGCUAUAUUGUAAAAUACACCCAUAUAUUUUUGGUACAAUACGGAAAUGAUCAUUUGCCCUUUUUACCGAGAUUCUUUCAUACCGAAUGAAAUUUCCAAUAUAUUUAUAUAGGUAAACAAAAGUUCGGCAUGUUUUGAAACAUAUAUAAUUAAUUUUUCUUUGUUUUCAUGGUAAAUACUCAAAUGUGAUUGGUCGAAAAAUUCUUUUCAUUCUUCUAUGAAAGA
Pecten maximus is the source of this 2520-nucleotide messenger RNA. Its product is annotated as calmodulin-like. Lineage: Eukaryota; Metazoa; Mollusca; Bivalvia; Pectinida; Pectinidae. The record is from RefSeq and is a predicted model, not a curated record. Gene Ontology annotation, cellular component: myosin II complex. Gene Ontology annotation, molecular function: calcium ion binding. The transcript has 5 exons. The coding region runs from base 453 to 1031 and encodes 192 amino acids.